UGUGUACGUGGCUGGCUGGCUGGCUUUGAAUCUCCCUGUGCAAUCCAGCCAACCAGCCAGUGCAAGGGCGACACACAUGUCUAAUCUAUCAAGCAUUCACUCACUGGGAAACUCAAGUGCUCCGGAAAAUGAUCAGAAUUUUCCAGUGCAAGCACGACAGGAUGUUGACCAGAUAGACCCGGCCCAUGACUUCAGUUUUACAACGUGAUUGACCUUGGCAUUAAUAGCCUUGCCAACCAUAGCAACGAAUGAACAUCGUUUGUAUACACGCACACAGUGCAGCUAAUGAAUUACACCAUUAGUCUUUCUCGUGUAUAUCAAGUUAAGUGCGCCUGUCUUCCUGUCAUUGUCAUCGUCUCUCAUUAUUCCCCGAGCGAAUUGUCUGCAUGAGCCUUUUUAAAUGUGGAUGAUAUAGUGCUAUAUCGUCUUGAAAUAAAUGCGGCACGCUUCAUGGAAUUUGAACUUACACUCAAAUCCCUUCAAAGAACUUUGAACGAAACUAGAUGCACAAAGGAUAAAGAGGAGAAUUGUCGAGACUGGUAUUUAGUAGUUGUUCUGAUAAUCUCUACCAAAGUGCAAUUUAAACAUUCAAACAUCUCCAACCCCAUGGAAAAUUGUUAAAUAAAGUGAGUUAUAUUUGGGCCAUAAGCUAUUCUGAUAUUCUUGAUCGACAUCUUAUUCAAAUAUUGACAGAUAAUAAUCUGAUCAUUGACACAGGCAUGAUGUCCCAGGCGAAUACUUUGAAACCACGUAGCAUGCUACGAAAAAGACUACCUCGCUACAAAUUUGAAUCGUCUGACAGGACCCUCCUUCAAAAUUUAGUCAAUAAAUAUAUUGGGAUUCUUGAGCGCAAAGCCAUCAACCAGAAUAUGCUGGAUGAAAAGAAGCGCGCCUGGCAGCUCAUAACGCAAAAGUUCAACUCUCAGUCCGUCGAUAAGAGAAUUCGCGAUGCCAAACAACUGCGAAAGUGUUGGGAAAAUAUGAAAUGGAGGGCGCGUCGUGAAGUAAAACAGGCCGACAUAGAGGUCGAGGGUGACAUGAGCAGACACAACGGACACCAUCUCUCAGACUUCACCCACCCCUCCCAUCUCACAUCUGGUAUGAUGGGGGUGGGGGAAUUCAUGGGUGGGAGCGUGGAACAAGAUGACGAAGGGGAGGAGGAUGACAACGAAGGGGAGUUCGAUGAUGACGAUGACGAAGAGGAGAUGGUGGCGCCUAUGGGCACCGAACCGAUUGAGAUUAGCGAUGAUCUAGAUCAUCUGGAUGCCACAGAGACGAACGGGAAUCUCCCCUUGCCUUUGACUACCCCCCAUGGUGAUCCGCGGCAUCCCAAUGGACUUCCCAUAUCUCACCCGCCAGACGAUGAAUUAAUUGGCAGCUUCGUCGCUGACGCUUGGAUAGCAGAAGAAGCACCGGGAGAAGAUGGUGAUCGCGAAGAUAUCCACCUGCAAACGGAAAUCGGCGAUGCAUCACAAGAAAACCAAAUAUGGAACGGAUCGACCUCGCCUGCUGGAGGAGGGAUGGGAGGAGGAGCAUCCACGUCGUCAUCGACCAGACACACUCACACACCUCCAUUGGCUGCCAGUGAUACCAGCCAGGACCGCAUCCCUCGGGCGCCAUCGGUCUCAUCCUCAAUGGGCGACGCCGCAGAAUCACUAUCUUCUCGACAUUCCAUCAGCUCGUCAUCACGCAACAACAAGCGACCACGUGACAAAGUGUACACCAAUCAGAGCAACGCACAUCAACCCCGUCGGCCAAGCUCAUCAGCGUCGCCAGUCGUGCUUCUAGACGGAGAUGGGGAGUCGUCGGCAGUCGCUGAGAGAAGUAGUGUCGAGGAAGCAGAGCGGCAGAUGCGUACCGACGAGGAACACGGGAAGAGAAUGGAAUUGCUCCAGGCGCAGCUGGACUUUGAGAAAUCGAAGGUGGAGAGGAUGCGGAGGAUGAUGGAGAUGAGUGAGAUUGAACAUAGAGCGAGGAUGAGGAUGUUGGUUAGAUAUCAACAAGUCGCUGAGAAACAGAAAGAGUACUGGUCGCAUCAUGUAGAUACUGUGAAACGGGACGAAGUAACCGACCAAUUCUAAAUAAAUUAAGUUUGUAAGGUUUUGUAUGCCAACAUGGAUUUCUCCCAUAUGGACUUUCAUAAACAGAUGAUAAAAUGAGGAGCUAAAUUAUGAUAUUUUCUUACAUGGUAUAUAAACAGAGACUUAGAAGAGCUUCUUCUUUUGUUUUUCUCUGUAUUUAUAUAUGACUUUAAAUUUCAUUUCUUUUUGUUUCUUUACACGUUCUGCUUAAAGUAUGGUAUUUGAAAAAGAAAACAGAUAUACCAAAAUAUUCAAUUUUAGUUGCAGCUUCAAAAUUAUUUUAUAUGAAUGAUUGUAUCAUUCGGAUAUAAUACCUAAACAUUGUGAUCGAUUAUGUUCACAAGUAUUGAUUCCUUUUUCUGGUGCAACAUGUUCCAUUUUACAAGAAUAUAAUCAUCCUUGAUGGACAAUAAAAAAUCAAUAUUUUCUUAAAUCUUUGAUCCUCUUUAAUCUUCUUUGAUCUGUAAAUCUAAAUACAUACUUCCUAAAAUGAUGAAUAAUUUCCUUUUUAUCUUUACAUUAUUCAUUACGCAAUAUGCCUUUCCAGAACUAAUGUGUACAUGUAAGUUCAUGCACUGUUUUUCUUUUUUAAUAGAGAUCAAAUGAACUUCAUGUUUUAAAAUCUAUAUUGAUGACAUCUUUAUGAUGGUUUGAUUAAAGGGUAGGCCUUAUAUAUAUGAAGAUUAUCUGAAUGUACAUUGGCAUGUGGCAGGACUGGAGAUUUAUUAUGUUUCAAGUUUAUUUCAUUUUAUAUUGAGAGCAAGUAAUUCAAAGUGGCAGUGUGAUGGGAGACAAAUGUUCUUUACUAGUGUAAUGAAUUGUUAUCCAAGCAUUAGCCAUUCUAUUCAACACCCUGCUUUCAAGUUAAUUGAUUUGUAAUUGAGUGAUAUACUCUCCCUCUCAAUUGUAUGCAGGUUUAUGCUUUUACCAAAGAAAAUUUCUUAUGAAUCUAUGUGUAUGUACAUGUGUUCAAUUUCAAACAUUAUUCCCUUUCAAUAUUAUGAAUGAUUAGAAAAUUGAAACUAUAAAAGGAAUUGCUGCAUAACACAAAUGUCAUAGCACAUUUCAGUAAUUAUUUGAAUUUAUAGUACAAACAUAAAUAUUAAUUCUUCAUAUGAACCACAUCAUUAAUUUUUAAGGGGGGGGAAUAUCUUUUUCCUGUACCUUUGACUUCAAUGGCCUCUUUCCUUUUUUGCUUGGGGAAAAUAACAGUUUCACUGUUUACUAUUUUUGUUACCUUUAGGUUUUGUGUAACAAAUUUAUCUGAAAGACUAUAAGAAAUAAGUAGGUUUGUGUUCCAUUAAAAUAAUCUUGACAUGGAUAUCUAUUUUUGUUAAAACCAGAUGACAAAUUUUAUAAUGUGGAUAGUAAUCAAUUAGAUUGCCUAGUGGAUGUUUAAUAAAGCUGUUCAUAAGAUAAGAGCAACUUUAAGAACGACUGGUGAUCCUUUCUUUUGGUAAAUGGUAUACACCAUUGGCGAUGGUUUAGCACGUAAGAAAGGUUCACCAGUCAUUCUUAAAGUGGCUCUUAACUUACAAACAGCUUUAUGAAAUAGCCCCCAAUUAAAUGACAUGUGCACUGGCACUUACACAAAACUUUUAAUUAACUCUUUGUGAAACAUUCUCAUAGUAUGACAAUCGAUUUGAUUUAUAAAGUUGACUUUAACUUACGUUGACUUAUUAAGGCUUAACUGCUUUUCUAUGAAAUCAUUGAUAUCAACCUACUUAGCAGUUUUCUGUGAGCAUUCUUUAUGAUUUUUCAGCUUUUUCCAAGAAAUAUUUAUUUUGGGGGUUUUACAGACCUAGAGUUUGAAUUACUUUCAAAUUAUUGAAGCAUUAUGUUAUUUCGUAUCUGGAAAGCUUCUUAACAACAACAAAAAAUGAUGAGAUAUGAAAUGGAAGGUUUUUUUUGUCACAUUUGUCAGAAUACUUUAUGGUUCUUUCUAAAAAAAAUUUUUUGGUUAUAGGGGGCUUUGUUUGCAAAAAAUUAAAACUUGAAAUUUGCAAAAACUUGCAAUAAGAGGUUUUAGAAAAAAAAAGAACUUUCAUUUUUAGACGGUUUAUUUUAGUUUACAGACUUUCCUUGAGCAGUACUGUAUAUGAAGGUAUGAAUUUUCUUUUUGAGGAAGUUUCACUUUCUUUAAUCACAGAGAUGUUAGUUUUUUUAUGUACUAAGAGAUCACACUUAGACAUUUGAAGCAUAAAAUUUGGUUGACUAUCACAUUCACAAAUAUAUACCAUAAAAUGCUUUGUUCAUGUUCUUUGUGAUUUUUUUUAUUAUUAUGCAUUUGAGAGCACUUGGUUGCCUUUCCUUCAAAAUAUCUUCUUUUCAUAAGAAAAUAAAUUAUACUGAAAAGUA
Molecule: messenger RNA, 4439 nt
Organism: Lytechinus variegatus (green sea urchin)
Lineage: Eukaryota; Metazoa; Echinodermata; Echinoidea; Temnopleuroida; Toxopneustidae
Exons: 3
Coding region: 720-2081 (453 amino acids)
Source: RefSeq, a predicted model, not a curated record